Raphanus sativus (radish) is the source of this 531-nucleotide messenger RNA. RefSeq names its product F-box protein At1g49990-like. Gene Ontology annotation, molecular function: protein binding. Lineage: Eukaryota; Viridiplantae; Streptophyta; Magnoliopsida; Brassicales; Brassicaceae. The record is from RefSeq and is a predicted model, not a curated record. Bases 1 to 531 code for a protein of 176 amino acids. The transcript has a single exon.
AUGGCGAGGGGAAUAAGAAGGAAAUCAAUCCCAGAGUCAAUGGUGGUGGAGAUCAUCGCGAGACUACCUUUGAGGAGCAUUGCGAGAUUCAAAUCGGUGUGCAAAGAGUGGAGAUCGUUGAUAGAAUCGUCUUACUUCCGCAGCCUCUUCGUCUCUCUCCACCGAAACUCAUCUUCCUCCUCCUCCUGGUCACUUAUGUUCCCAAUGAAGUAUAAGAAUCCCAUCACCGAAGCUAUAGGGUUCCAUGGAUGCGAGAUUCCCAAAUCCCCAGCCUCUUAUUUAAUCCCUUUUCAACUGUAUCCCAAUCUCCCUCCUACCUUAAACUAUUAUUACUACGUAGACUCUUCUCACGGAUUGGUUUGGAUUGAAGUAAACCUCAACAAUUUUGAAACCAAAUCUUUCGUGGGUAAUCCAGUUAAGCAGGAAUGGGUUGAGAUCCCUCCGUCUCCACAUCCUCCUGCUAGCAUUCUGAUAAGCUGGCAGUCCCAAUGGCAUUCAUACAGAAGAGGAUCAGAUCGAGAAGAGGAGUGA